Danio rerio (zebrafish) is the source of this 5590-nucleotide messenger RNA. NCBI's taxonomy places the organism in Eukaryota, Metazoa, Chordata, Actinopteri, Cypriniformes, Danionidae. The record is from RefSeq and is a predicted model, not a curated record.
UGCAACAAAAUACAUUGCCUACAUUCACUGAGAAAUGGCUCAAGAUAUUCAUUCAAUAUUCUGAGCACUGUAUGUGCCUAUAUGUUAUGCACCCUAUUGACAACUGACAUUCAAAAUGAUAAAAUAUUUAAAAAAGUCACUUUAUCCCGAUCAUCCAUUAAGUUGCCUUGAUGAAAGCUCAAUCAGGCCAGUGCCCUGUGUUUCCUGAAGACACAGGGGAGCCCAAGAUCCAAACACACACACGCACAUAUACACGCGCGCUCACGCUCACGCUCGUGCUCAAGUAAAACGCCUCUCGUAUGGCUGCUGCGGCCACUCCUCCUGGAACAACAGCCCUCUCUGUGUUCUCCUCCGCCGUUAAAUGACACAAUAACGACUAAAAAGUGAUGUGCAGCGACUUUAAAGCACUCCGGCUUAUCUGCAACUUCCCGCAUGAGGUGUCUGUCCGCGGCGUCGUCCUCAAUCCGCGGCGUCGGGACUCGAGAAAUCUGCUGGAAUACAAAACGCGCUUCCUUCAAGCAGUUGUGUAUUCAUACUCUCGACAGAAACCUUUAACUUAAUACACGGAUUACGAGGGCUCUUAAACAAUCUGAACGGAUGUGUUUUAGCUUUAAACAGCGAUCUGACCUUGGAAUAAAACCUCGUUGCAUCUUAAAAGCCUUUAUUAUUGUACUUAAGCUCUUCAGGACACACGAUCCUUACGCACUUUUGACUAAAGCGUGAGUAGCAUUAACGCACCAGGACAGUUUGCAGCUGCUUUCACAUAGAACCGACCAGUUCAUGUAUUUGUUUGAGCUAUUAGGGGUGUAAAGGCACCGAGUUGUUGCACAAAGCAACUAAAGUCUUUGUCCCGGAGUCCUUGGAGAGAUGGAGGGACAGGACGGCAAAGGGAAUAAUGACUGUAAUCGGAAAGAAGACAAGAGGUUUGCGCUGUGGUACAUGGGCUGGUCGGCUCUGGACAGGCGGACCACGCUACCCAUGCUGCCGUGGCUUGUGGCGGAGAUCCGGAGGAAAAGUGAGAAGAACGAGUCCGGUCCCACACAGGCCAGGGAAGUUCAGCUGCAUCUCUCGCCCCCUCUGAUCCGCUGCGUGCCCGCGAGCAGCAGCAACCCGUCCGUCUUCAUAUUCGAGCACAAAGCACAGUUUAUAUCCAGGUUUAUUCAUAACAGCCAUGACUUGUCUUAUUUUGCCUACCUUAUCAGAAGUCAGCCUGAGAACCCAGAGUCUGAGAUGGCAUGCCAUGUGUUUAAAGCAUGUGAUCCCAACCAGGUGCCUGAGGUUAUUAGCAGCAUCAGACAGGUGUCCAAAGCAGCUCUUAAGGAGGAAAGCAAGCCCAAGCAAGAAAGCGAUGAGUCUUUCUACAACUCCCAAAAGUUUGAAGUGCUUUACUGUGGAAAGGUGACCGUCAACCACAAGAAAGCCCCGUCCACUUUGAUCGAUGACUGCAUUGACAAAUUUCGCCAACAUGAGAUUGAACGUAAACGCUUGCGGCUACUCAAUGGGCAGCGGAACUCCACUGAAGCCCCUGUGGAGUUUAUUAUGGGCGAGGAUCCGUUAAGUUCAUCCCUCUGUGAAGUGGAUGAACCAGAAUCUGAGCCCAGCUUGACUGAGGAAGAGCUGUCUGAGGUGGGCAAUGGGAAACUGGACCUGGCGAACUCCUCCAGUACGGGCAGCCUGCGAGGGGCCUUUCCUGAGUGUAUCUUGGAGGACUCUGGGUUUGGGGAGCAGCAGGAGAUUCGGACGCGGUGUAACAGCCUGGCAGGUGGCCUGCAGAAAAGACCCAGAGAGGCUGGCAAAGGGACGACUAGGAGGAGACAUGCUAGCGCACCAAAUAACGUGCAGCCAUCUGAUGCCGACAAGAACCGCACAAUGCUUUUUCAGGUUGGACGUUUUGAAGUGAAUCUCAUAAGCCCCGACACCAAAAGUGUGGUUCUGGAGAAGAAUUUUAAGGACAUCUCUUCCUGUUCACAGGGUGUUAAACAGACAGAUCACUUUGGCUUUAUUUGUCGAGAUGUAGUGGAGUCUGGCCCUGCCCAGUAUGUGUGUUAUGUGUUCCAGUGCGCUAGUGAGUCUCUGGUGGAUGAAGUGAUGCUCACAUUGAAACAGGCCUUUACAACAGCAGCAGCUCUCCAGAGUUCCCAGAACCAAAUCAAGCUUUGCGAGGCUUGUCCAAUGCAUGACCUGCACAAGCUCUGUGAGAGAAUAGAAGGCUUAUAUCCUCCCAGAGCAAAACUAGCUAUUCAGAAGUACCUGUCCCAACUGAGUGACAACGAGCAGGUCAACAUAUUCGAGCAGGUGCAGAAAAUGAAGCCAGCGUCCGAUCAUGAAGAAAAUGAGCUUGUGAUUCUCCACCUCCGACAGUUGUGUGAGACCAAGCAGAAAUCUCAUGUUCACAUUGGAGAGGUUACUCAGAAUGUUUCUGGCAGCAGCGUGACCUCUGAUAACUCCAGCGCGGGUCGCAAUAAACUGGAUGUGUUCAAGAACAAAGCACGGAGCUCUCUGACCAGCUCCCUGGAGAACAUCUUCUCACGGGGGGCGAGCCGUAUGCGAAUGCGCCUGGGCAGCAUGGGUAGUUUUGACCGCCAGGGCGACUCCCCUGGCGACUCUCCACCCGGGACUCCACCCAGUUACCUUGAAGAAGACCCAGAUGCCCCACAGUUCCGGCGGCGGGCGCACACCUUCAGCCACCCGCCCAUCAAGAAGAAGAUCUCCUUCACUGACGUCUCCUCUCAGGCCAAUAAGGCUCCUCUGCGCCGCCAACAGUCUUUGGCCCCAGAGCUGCUGCAGAGCAGCACCGUUGGUUUCUCGAGAGUGCGCAGUGUCUCUGAGAGCGAGUCCUACUUCGGCCUCUCAUCCUCCUUCCACACCCCUACUUUCCUGAAAAGCUUUUACCAGGGUUCCCUUGGCUCGCUAGCCUCCCUGUCGGACAGCGGGAGUCUAAAGAGUGGUAAUGGCGAGGGCAGAAAGAGGUCUCUGUCAGGUUGCAGCACUGACUCUUUGACCCUGGUGCCUCCUCCGCGCAGAGUUUCUUGGCGGCAGAAGAUUUUCCUGAGGGUGGCGUCACCCAUGAACAAACCCUCUGAUUCGAUGCAAAACGUGGACCACAUGGACGGUCGGGAGCUGCUGCCACUUUCUCCUCGGGCACUGACUCAGGAUCAGGGGGAUCAGACGGGCCCUCAGUCCCCAGAGCAGUCCUCAGCCGGACAGAAGCGGAGCCCAGCUGACUACAGGGGCCUGUGGAAGAAAGCCAUCCACCAACAAAUUCUGCUCAUCAGAAUGGAGAAGGAGAACCAGCGCCUGGAAGAAGCCAGCCGUGAUGAACUGCACAUUCGUAAAAUGAAGCUGGAUUAUCAGGAAGUGUGUUCAUGCUCCAAAGAGUUGCAGGCACUGUGGGACAGGAAGCUGAGCAGCCCCUGCCGCACUAAAGUACAGUGGAACAAAGAGGAGAUACACAGUGCCGUUUGCCAGGGUGUGCCUAAAAGUCGGCGAGGUGAGGUUUGGCUCCUGCUUUCCCAGCAGCACCGUUUGCGUCAGCGUCUCCCACACCGUCAGCAGCCACCUGAAACUCCUUUCCAGGACCUCCUGAAGCAGCUCACAGCACAGCAGCACGCCAUCCUGGUGGACCUCGGCCGGACGUUUCCAACGCACCAGUAUUUUAGUGCUCAGCUGGGAGCCGGGCAGCUGUCUCUGUACAACCUACUAAAGGCUUACUCUUUGCUGGACACUGAGGUGGGCUACUGCCAGGGCAUCAGCUUUGUGGCCGGUUUGCUGCUGUUGCACAUGAGCGAGGAACAGUCUUUCGACACCCUCAAGUUCCUUAUGUACGACUUGGGUAUUCGCCGCCAGUACCGUCCCGACAUGAUCUCUCUGCAGAUCCAGAUGUACCAGCUGUCCCGUCUGCUGCACGACUAUCACCGUAACCUGUACUCCCACCUGGAUGAGCACGAGAUCUGUCCCAGCCUGUAUGCCGCACCCUGGUUUCUUACUCUCUUCGCCUCUCAGUUCCCACUCGGCUUUGUGGCCCGUAUUUUUGACCUUCUGUUUGUGCAAGGCACAGAGGUGAUUUUUAAGGUGGCGCUGUGUUUGCUGAGCAGCCACGAGGGAGAGAUACUGGAAUGCGACAGCUUUGAAAGUAUUGUGGACUACCUUAAAUCUACCAUCCCUACCCUCACUCACAGCCAGAUGGAGGAGAUCAUCACUAAGGCGAUUGAGAUGGACAUCUCUAAGCAGCUACAAGCGUAUGAAGUGGAGUAUCACGUCCUGCAGGAUGAGCUUUCAGAUGCUCCUCCACUGUCAGAGGACUCUGAUAGACUGGAUAAACUGGAGAAAGCCAAUACCCAGCUCAGGAAACAAAACAUGGACUUACUAGAGAAACUGCAGGCGGCUCGUUUGAAGAUUCAGACAUUGGAGAGUAGCGUUGAGAGUUUCCUGUCCCGCGAAAGCAAGAUGAAGCACCUGAUCCGCUCUCUGGAGCAAGAGAAAGCCUCCUAUCAGAAAACCAUCGAGCGUAUGCGUAACAGUUUACCAUCAGACACCACGGCUGAAGUGGAGAUGACACAACUCAAAUCCAGCACUAACGGCAAAGCCAAAGCUGCAUGUAACAAACCUUAAAGCUCCGUCCAACUGACUGAUGCAACUUAUACUGUAGGUACAUUAGAAGAGCAUCAGUCUGCUUCUUCCUCUUUUGUGUUCCAAUCGUUCUUCACCUUUGGCCUAAUCAAUCUGGAAACGUUUGACACCUUGCAGCCGCACUAAAAAAGUAAAACGAUACGCAAGUGUUGUCUUUCCAAAGAGCAGCAUGACUAACCCCAUUGCAUUAAUGUCCACAUGUGACUUUUUACGUUCACUGUGAACUUCUUUUUGACCUGGCACUCCGAACCAGGAGUUUGGAGGAAACCAAAUAUUUACCAGGUCAAAUUUUUGCUGAAAGUGCUUCACCUAAAGUACAGGCAGGAAGUGAAACCAUCUGCUGCUGGCUUUCUCUGCAACUUACAAACUGUCCUGUUUGUUCCUAUUUUGCAGCUCAUGGGGCUUCGAGUGACUCCCUGUCUGAAAACAUGAAGGGAAACUUGUCUUAAACCGUUGCACAGAUUUCUGUGUGUGCCUGAAGAUCUUGUCGGAUACUAUGCCAUAAAGAUGUGUGUAUACAAUCUUUCAAACUCAGUGGGUCGCCUUCAAUCCUUUUAGCAUAGUCCAUUUUUUUUUUUUCAACAGUCACUUGAUUUUUUUGUGUCGCACCAACUGUACUUGACAUCUGCGCACAUUUUUGUAGCAUUGAUCUCAAAUUGUCUUUUGAGGACGGCGCACGAAAAGAACAUUUGAUGGGAAGCUGUCAGAAUUCAUGAAGAUGUCAAAGGCUAAAGCGUUCAUUUCCUUUGUCAUACAUUUUUGGGCCUUUAGGCACGUGAGCCUAAUACAACAAAAAUGACACUGAUUCAAAUCGCCUGAUGGUGGCCAAAUAAGAUUGUACAGGAAUCAUGUCUAACCAUGUGAAUGUAAAAUUUAAGCAAGAAUAUCUACUUGAACACUCAUUCUUGUUCGUCUGUCUUCAGAUUGUCUGAUUGUCAACACUGAAUCACAACUUGCCUCA